Messenger RNA from Onychostoma macrolepis, 3339 nucleotides. RefSeq names its product PDZ and LIM domain 7 (gene pdlim7). The record is from RefSeq and is a predicted model, not a curated record. The transcript is spliced from 11 exons. NCBI's taxonomy places the organism in Eukaryota, Metazoa, Chordata, Actinopteri, Cypriniformes, Cyprinidae. The coding region runs from base 137 to 1420 and encodes 427 amino acids. Gene Ontology annotation, biological process: heart development; muscle structure development; actin cytoskeleton organization. Gene Ontology annotation, molecular function: muscle alpha-actinin binding; actin binding. Gene Ontology annotation, cellular component: adherens junction; stress fiber; Z disc.
AGAGUCCUACUAAAAGAAAAUCCAACAGGGAAAACCUGCGGCUUCUGCGCGCGACCUGACGCCCAAGUCCACAAAGUUGUGAAGUUUACUUGAUCUCUUUAUAACAGCCCAUCAGAUCAGAACACAGGAGGCUGCGAUGUCUGCCGAUCAGAAAGAGGCCAUGAAUAUAUAUAGUGUAACGCUCAACGGACCUGCUCCCUGGGGUUUUCGGCUUCAGGGAGGCAAGGACUUCAACAUGCCCCUGACCGUGUCCAGGCUGACCCCAGGCGGUAAGGCGGCCCAGGCCGGAGUGGGUGUAGGGGAUUGGUUGGUGUCCAUCUCUGAUGCCAACGCAGAGGAGAUGACCCAUGUGGAAGCACAGAACAAGAUCAGAGCCGCAACCGACUCCCUCGCUCUCACUUUGAGCAGAGCUUUUAAUCCUGCCGGAGGAGAGCAGAAGGAUUCACUCGCACCUGCAUCCAGUCAGCCCAAGUACUCAUUCGCACCGAGCACGGCCAUAAACAAGAUGGCUCGGCCGUUCUCCGCAGCCCCUGGCAGUGCCAGCAAGGGGCCUGUCAUCAAGCCGGUGUCAUACGCCCCCAAGCUUAACUUCAACUCGCCGCAGCCUCACAAUGGUCAUGAAGUAACUCCCUGUACUGCCAAGUCCAAGCCAGCAGACCAACCUGACGAUGUUCAAGCGCCAGCUAAAGCGCCAAAGAAAUCUGGUCCAGCCUGCCGGCCGCCAUGGGUCACGGAUCCUGGUUUCGCAGACCGUUACCAUCCAGACAAGACCAGCACUGUAGUGACGCAGCAUCAGAAACCGGUCCAGCCUACUCCCAUGCAGAACCGCAGCUCCAUCAUGCAGGCAGCACAGCAGAACCCUGCCGACUCCAGCGGCUGUACCCCGCUCUGCGCCGCAUGCAAUAAGAUCAUUAGGGGACGCUAUGUGGUGGCACUUGGUCGUUCCUGGCACCCAGAGGAGUUCACGUGCUGUCAGUGUAAAAGGGUGUUGGAUGAGGGGGGAUUCUUUGAGGAAAAAGGAUCCAUUUAUUGCACCAAGUGCUACGACAACCGUUACUCACCCAACUGUGCCAAAUGCAUGAAGAAGAUAACUGGGGAAAUCAUGCACGCCCUGAAGAUGACCUACCACGUACAGUGCUUCCUGUGUGCUGCCUGCAAAAUGCCCAUCAGGAACCAGGCCUUCUACAUGGAGGAGGGAGAGCCCUACUGUGAGAGAGACUAUGAAAAGAUGUUUGGUACCAAAUGCCAUGGCUGUGACUUCAAGAUUGAUGCAGGAGACCGUUUCCUUGAGGCGCUGGGCUACAGCUGGCAUGACACUUGCUUUGUCUGUGCCAUCUGUCAAAUCAAUCUGGAGGGGAAGACGUUCUUUUCAAAGAAGGACAAACCACUAUGUAAAAGUCACGCUUUCUCUCCAGUGUGAGGCUCCGCUGUUCGUCAAGGAGGGGCCGGAACGGAGACUGGGGGGUCUAUAGCUAUGCCAAACAAGACCAAGUACUUUACUUGAAGCCUGUAACAUAUGGCUGACUGACAGAGUGAUGGAUAUAGUAGCUCCGCUGGCUUUCACCGGCUGUUAUAGCAGCUUCGAUCAGCAUUUACUAAGUAUGUGUCAUUCAGCAAAGUACGGACCUGAAUUUUUGGUAGCUUGCUACAGUAAGCCGACAGACUGGCCUCAGUUUUGCUGUGUUACGAUGCCAGUCAUUCACCUGGAAACAGCUUUUCUGUUACAACCACCGAUGCCAGAUGUCGGAAUGGAUAACAAGGUAUUUGGAUGAAGUAUUUUAGCUGUCCCUCCUCGUCCCACUCCACCUCCAAAAGUACACCUGCAGUAUUCAUCAAUCCAAUGAACAUAGUACGCUCCUUAUACUGCUCUCUUUAAUUUCACUUUUUAGAUAUUUGUAUUUGUCAAUUUGGUGUAUGAGUGAAUCUCACAAAACAUGUCAUGUUCACAUUACUCCACAUUUUAUAUUGCAUAAAGAAUAUGGCUUAACCAUAUGUAAGAAUAUGAUUUUUUUUAAUUUUUGUGACUAUUUCUCUUGACAGCUGAGCACAUUCCAAAUACAUUCUAAUUGCUCUAAUGCAAAAAUAAAAAAGUGUAUUUAUACGUCAUAAUAGUAUUUGUUAUGCUGACUUGAAUACAGUAAAAUUAUUAUAUAUAAAAUAAAAAAUAUAUAAAACAUAAUAAAAAAAUAGUAAACUAUCACCAUUAAAAAUAAAGGGAAUUACAAAAAAUAAAAUGUGAUUAGCAUGAAAAUAUUGUCACACUGAAAAAUAUUAUUCUUGAUUUAAUUGCAUUGUAAAAUGUGACUCUUUUUUUUUUUUUUUUUUGUGAGAUUCGCUCAUCUCAUCUGCACUCGGAUGUAUAUGUAUCAUCCAAAAUUCGAUCCACUCUUGUCACAAAUAAGGACAAAGCAUUUCCCAUGUAAUGAGUGAAGCAAUCUAGUUGUACUCCAAUCCAUACAAUCCAUUUUGUAGGCUAAAGCAUUGAGCAUGUGAUCUACUCAGACAGGAUCUUAAAGUGGCCCCUCAAUCCUCUAGAUGCUGUGCAGCCUACUUUUUUGCUCUGCCUGAUUUGCUGUGCCAGGGUACUUAAGGUAAUGGCAAACCACAGAGGAAUAAAACGCCCCUGGCAGCUACACUGAAAUACAUUAGCACUGAUUGCAUGCGUUUCAUCCUGACCCAAGCAAUGGUCUCUACAUGGCUUCAAUACUAAAUACGCUACAUUCAUCUGUUCUAAUCAGACAGGUAGUUCUAAUUAAGGAAAGGCCUGUGAUACCAUAAAAACGCUCUGCGUUAGUGCAAAUGGAUCCUGCAAUAUUAUAUGGCCAGAUUCACUUAGAGCCUUUGUUCGUAUUUGCUUGCUGUUAUUUAAAGCUCUGUGGCCAUUUUGGUGGUUUCCGCAAGCUAGUGAGCAAAGCGCAUGUGUGCCAAAGGUUUUAUGCAUAAUCUUAUGGCGUUUCCAAACACAAUGGCUCUUCUUCAGAGACUACAUACCAGAUGCUUCCCAGAACAUCAUUCCCUUAUCGCAAUCUCCUGCACUCUAAACGGAAGAAAUGCAACACUCUAAUAUCCUGCUCUGAGAAAGCUAUAUAUAUAUAUAUUUGAGCCAACAGCUCAAUUUUUGUACUUUUUUGUAUUGACAGCGUGUUAUGUAUCAACUAUCAAGUGCCUUUUUUUUUUUUUUUAUAGCUUUGCAGCCUUUAACUAUUGUGUGUGUCAUUCAGAACGGUAAACUGCUGUAUUCUUGUGCAUACUGUAGAGAGGUUUUCUAUGUUAGAUGACGCAAAUCAUUUAGAAAGAAAUUGUGCUAGAGACAUUUAGUCAAUAAAUCACCUGCAGUCA